This is a messenger RNA of Leguminivora glycinivorella, 618 nucleotides long. RefSeq names its product predicted GPI-anchored protein 58. The transcript is spliced from 2 exons. Lineage: Eukaryota; Metazoa; Arthropoda; Insecta; Lepidoptera; Tortricidae. The record is from RefSeq and is a predicted model, not a curated record. The coding region runs from base 1 to 618 and encodes 205 amino acids.
AUGCCAGGAGUCAUCAUCGAGGCCUGGCGCGGCAGGAAGGGCCCAGCGCAGUGUCACAGAUGCCAAGGGUUCCGGCACUCGUCUGUGAACUGCCACCGCCCCCAAGCCUGCGUCCGUUGCGCCGAACCCCACCCCGCCAGCCAGUGCAAGCGGGACCGGAAGGAGCCAGCGACCUGCAAGAACUGCCAAGGCCCGCACCCCGCAAAUAGCACCGAAUGCCCGGUCUAUAAGCGGGAGGCGCGGAACAAGAAGGCCGGAGUGGCAGCGCGCACUGGCGCGCCCCUGCCAGCCUCAACGCAGCCCACUGCCGACACAAACAACGCGCCGCAGUCCCUCAUGGCAGCCGCCAAUGACGGAAAGCGCCCGCCAGCCCGCAGAAGGACGGCCAAGACGGGCCCAAAUCCCACCCCCGCGUCGCAACAGCAGCCCGAGCAGCCCUCGACCGCUCCGAUCGCCGCAGCGCCACAGCCGCAGCCCCCAACCGGCCCGCCCCCCACGCUCCUCGUCGCCGUCCAGUCGGGACAGAGCCCUGUCCCGACCAUCAUCAAGAAGCUAGCGGAGCUCCAACCCGCUGGCCACCCGGACCCGACUACCCUGACACCGGCUGACGUUCGCUAG